Molecule: messenger RNA, 303 nt
Organism: Pleurotus ostreatus (oyster mushroom)
Lineage: Eukaryota; Fungi; Basidiomycota; Agaricomycetes; Agaricales; Pleurotaceae
Exons: 4
Coding region: 1-303 (100 amino acids)
Source: RefSeq, a predicted model, not a curated record
AUGGUCUUCGUAGUCACUGCAUCCAUUCGCGCCAAAGACCUGGCAGCUGCCGAGAAGGUGAAAGAGCUCCUUAGGACUGCCUCCACGGAGUACGAAAAAGACGACGAAACGAUUGCAUGGCACGUCAUGCAACAUACCAAAGAUACGCUUAAGUUCUUAAUUGUGGAGAGGUAUAAGAAUGGAAAGUCGGCGUUGAAGCAACACACGAGCAACCCGUUCUUCAAAGUCUUUCGCGAGGUAUUGCCGCCGCUCAUCGAUGGAGAUGUUCCACUGGAAUACUUCCACGAGUUUUCGAAGUUGUAA